AUGACAUGGAGAAUGGGACCCCGUUUCACUAUGCUUAUGUGGCUCGUGUGUGGAUCAGAACCCCCACCCCACGCCACGAUCAGAACUAGCCAUGGAGGGAAAGUGCCUUUGGUUUCUCUGGACAGCAGUGAGCCAGCUGGAGUUUCAGGCACCUGGGAGGUCUCGUGGAAUUGAGAUCCACUCUGGAACCAGCCUACAAGCCAAGCCUUCCAGCCUCUCCAGAGAAGGAGGAGUGUGCCCGUGUUGAGACCCAAAGCUCACGCAGCGGAGCCGCCAGCCCGCUCAGAUGUCAAUGGGGCCCCCAUGAGACCUGCAAGACCAGCCGGCCAGAGCUCUCUGCGUGAGACCAGGCUCAGAGAUGAAGGUCUCUCAGCUCGGUCAAGAAUGUUGGGUUUCCCUUGGGAUCCAGCUCUCCCAGCAUCCUUACCAGCUUUUGCAGGGAAGAACAGGUGUGGAGUCAUCUCAGCCCUACAUGCCUGUGAAGGCUACUGCAACCUCAUGAUGAGCCUGCUGAAGGACGAUGUGUACUGUGAGCUGGCGGAGAGGCAUAUCCAACAGAUUGUGCUCUUCCACCAGGCAGGCGGGGAAGGAGGCAAGGUGAGAAGGAUCACCAGUGAGGAGCCAGAUCUGGAGCAGUCCUGGACUAGCCUCAUCCCUAAGCUGAUGACUUCUGAAGCUGAGAAGGGCAAGUUUGGCAUGGUGCUGCUGAAGAGUGCAGGUGGCAGGCUACCCAUACCCGUUAGGCUGGAAGCCAUAUGCAGGUCAUCGACCAAGGCCCCGUAGUGGAGGAUCGAGAAGAAUCAGGCAGAAGGGCUUUUUGUCCAGAAAUAGGCAGCUGGUGUAGAGGGCUGGGUGGUGGAGGAGGAAUGAUGGUGGAGGUGAGGCAGGAAGGAGCCGGCACCUGGAGGCAGCGAAGGAGAGAGAGAGGAUCCCAGGAGGCACAAGUCCCACCAACCAGAGAGUCGGGUGAAGGUCACAAGAAAACUGGCUGCCACUACACCAGCUUUGCCCCCACCUCCCACCUCGCCCAGGGCCACCACCCUUCCUCCUGCUCAUACAACAGUUACUCGGUCACGUCCGAGGUGGUAACAGUUGCUACAGACCCCUACUAUAGCCACCACUGCCUUUCCCACCACGCAGAGGCCCUGGACCCCCUCCCACCUCCACAGGCCUCCUACAACCGCCGAGGUGACCACUGCCAGGAGACCCUCAGUUUCAGAGAAUCUUUACCCUCCAUCCCGGAAGGAUCAGCACAGGGAGAGGCCUGGUUAGCCGGGAGACCCACAGCAAGGCCACCGGCAUGGAGAGCUUCUGGUGCACCCCCUCCCACCACCAUUUCGGAGGCCCAGCACAGAGGCUUGCUGCAUGAAACCGUUUACUAGGGACUCCAACCGCAUGGACAAGGGCGGGGAACAUGGCCAUGUCGAGACUAAUGGGUACUGAGGUCCUCCCAAGCCAACAAAGGAGAAACCUCCCAAAAGGGCCCAGGACAAAAUUCUUAGUAGGUAUGGGGAGAAGUAUGACCUCAGCCGGCCUACUGCCUCUCAGCUGGAGGAGGAGCUGCAGGUGGGGAGAUAUUUCCCCUUAAAAAAGCAAAGGAGUCUAAAAAGCGUAAAAGAAAAGCUUGAAACUAAGGAAGGAGAAGAAAAAAGAUAUAUGAAGAAUGAGAAUGCAGACAAGUUACUUAAGAGUGAAAAGCAAAUGAAGAAGUCAGAGAAAAAGAGCAAGCAAGAGAAGAAAGGCAAGAAGAAAAAAGGAAACAAAGCGGAACAGGAUGGCUAUCAAAAACCCACCAACAAACAUGCCUUGAAGUCCCAAAGUCAGGAGGUGGCUGACCUGCUAGCAGAAAGCAAGGGUCACAGAAUGAGGAUGAAAGACAGAGGAGUAGGUGAAAAAUACCAGCUGAUCACUGCUCCCAAGGCUGAACAAUAUGCUUAUGUGCAACAACGUGAUGAAUAUCUGGAAAGUUUCUGCAAGAUGGCCACCAGGAAAAUCUCUGUGAUCACCAUCUUCGGCCCUGUCAACAACAGCACCAUGAAAAAUCGACACUUUCAGCUAGAUAAUGAGAAGCCCAUGCGAGUAGUGGAUGAUGAAGACUUGGUAGACCAGCAUCUCAUCAGUGAGCUGAGGAAAAGGGGAAUGACCUAUAAUGACUUCUUCAUGGUACUAACAGAUGUGGAUCUGAGAGUCAAAUUUACCAGUCAAUACUAUGAGGUGCCAGCUAACAAUGGCAAGUCUGUGUUUGAUCUGAUCGAUACUUUCCAGUCCCGAAUCAAAGAUAUGGAGAAGCAGAAGAAGGAGGGCAUUGUUUGAGAGGACAAAAAGCAGUCCCUGGAGAACUUCCCUAUCCAGGUUCGGUGGAGGAGGUUGCUGGUGAUCUCUGUCCUACUUGAAGACUGGGCCUAUUCACAGCAGCUCUCUGCCCUCAGUGGUCAGGCAUGCAAUUUUGGUCUGCGCCACAUAACCAUUCUGAAGCUUUUAGGCGUUGGAGAGGAAGUUGGGGGAGUGUUAGAACUGUUCCCAAUUAAUGGGAGCUCCGUUGUUGAGCGAGAAGAUGUACCAGCCCAUUUGGUGAAAGACAUUCGUAACUAUUUUCAAGAGCCGAAUUACUUCUCCAUGCUUCUAGUUGGAAAAGGCGAGGAAAUGUCAAAUCUGAGUAUCUUUACAAUGUGGUCUUACUGGUGAUUAUUAUGCGAUUUAAUUGAUUAGAAUGCAGCCCGGACAGAAAUGGCAAUUCAGCAGUCACUGGGGAUGCGCUGCCCAGAAGAUGAGUAUGCAGGCUCACGGUUACCAGAUUACCACCAAGGAUACCAGGAUGGUUACCAGGAUGACACCGUCAUCAUGAGGUUAUCUCAUGGAUACCCUUACUGA
Messenger RNA from Chlorocebus sabaeus (green monkey), 2871 nucleotides. The record is from RefSeq and is a predicted model, not a curated record. NCBI's taxonomy places the organism in Eukaryota, Metazoa, Chordata, Mammalia, Primates, Cercopithecidae.